CAGUUCACCACCAGUGAGGUUGAUUGAGCAAAGCUAAAGUAAAGAUUUUUUUUUAAAAAAAACAUAAAAAGGAGAAAUUUUCCCCCCUGCUUUUCUCGGAUUUUGGUUUAUUGAGAAAUUUGGAGAACAUAGAGAGGAAUCUGUUUUUUUUUUUUUUUGCAGACAUUAUUGGGUCUUUUUUCUCCUUCUGAGAGAUUGAGAGAUGAUGCUGUUGAGUUCACCUUUUGUUUUCUCACGACAACCUUAAAAAAGGCAGAAGCUUUCUCUCAAAGGGUCUCUUCUGAGAAAGAAGGUUAACAAUGGGAUUUGCCAGAGCUCAGAAAUCUGGAGUUAAUGGAGUCUCCGCCAAAUGGGUUUCUAUUCUUUGCAUUUCCAGUUUCUUCCUCGGUGUUCUUUUCGUUAACAGGUUGUUUGUUGUUCCGGAAUCUGUAGAAGCCAAUGAGAGAGCUGAACCAGGACAGAAACAUGAACCAAGGCCCCUCCAUCCUCUUAUCGAUUGCCAUAACAAGGAAGGCGACAUUAUCUCUCGCAUUUCACAUACUCAUGAUGUGAUCAUGACGUUAGACAAAACUAUUUCGUCACUCGAGGUAGAGCUGGCUGCAGCUCGAGCAGCAAAAGCUGGUGAUGGAGGCGAAGGAUCUCCAUCUGUUGCGAAAUCGGGCCCCGAUGAAUUGAAGGAAUGGCCUCGAGUCUUCUUUGUAAUGGGAAUCAUGACUGCUUUCAGCAGCAGAAAACGGAGAGACUCCAUUAGAGAAACCUGGCUGCCCAAAGGGGACGAGUUGAAAAAACUGGAGACCGAGAAGGGAAUCAUUAUCCGGUUUGUCAUUGGCCACAGUUCUUCUCCCGGGGGAGUCCUGGACCGUGUCGUUGAAGCAGAAGAAGAACAGUACAAGGAUUUCUUCCAUCUGAAUCACAUAGAAGGGUAUCAUGAAUUAUCAUCUAAAACUCAGAUAUACUUCUCAACCGCUGUUGCAAGGUGGGAUGCAGACUUUUAUGUCAAAGUCGAUGACGAUGUUCACGUAAACCUUGGGAUGCUUGGUUCUACUUUGGCUCGUCACCGUUCUAAACCACGGAUUUACAUCGGUUGCAUGAAGUCAGGACCGGUUCUCUCUCACAAAGGGGUCAAAUACCAUGAACCUGAAUAUUGGAAGUUCGGUGAAGAAGGAAACAAGUAUUUCAGACAUGCCACCGGACAAAUCUAUGCCAUUUCGAAAGAUCUUGCAACUUAUGUUUCAGUAAACCGCCAAAUACUUCACAAAUAUGCAAAUGAAGAUGUCUCUCUCGGCUCUUGGUUCAUCGGCCUUGACGUUGAACAUAUCGAUGACAGAAGCCUCUGCUGCGGGACACUCCCAGACUGUGAGUGGAAGGCUCAAGCUGGAAACCCGUGUGGAGCCUCAUUCGACUGGAGCUGCAGCGGUGUCUGCAAGUCAGUUGAGAGAAUGCUCGAAGUUCACCAACGUUGCGGAGAAGGGGAUGGAGCAAUAUGGCACACCAGUUUCUGAACUAGAGACAAGAACUAAGUCUUCGUCUACACUCUUCUUGUCUCUGAUAUGUGUUCUGUUAUGUAUAUAUAGUUCAGUUCUUGUGUGCCUUUGAGCAUGUAGGCUGCCUUCGUGUAGGCAUUAGCGACAUCGUCCGGCCCCGAUUUUUGCCCCGGCUAUUCCUCUGACACCCGCAGCUCGAUGAUACAGAUCGAGAUUAUGAAGGAAAAUUUCGCAGUCAAGUGCUAGUUUCUUGAUUCUUUACUUUUGUUAUGGAUUUGAAUUGCUCAUUGAAGGAACUUGCUUUUGCAGAA
Tarenaya hassleriana is the source of this 1795-nucleotide messenger RNA. RefSeq names its product beta-1,6-galactosyltransferase GALT31A. The coding region runs from base 300 to 1502 and encodes 400 amino acids. NCBI's taxonomy places the organism in Eukaryota, Viridiplantae, Streptophyta, Magnoliopsida, Brassicales, Cleomaceae. Gene Ontology annotation, molecular function: hexosyltransferase activity. Gene Ontology annotation, cellular component: Golgi membrane. The record is from RefSeq and is a predicted model, not a curated record. The transcript has 11 exons.